AGUUUUUAUUUGAUUGAUUUUGGUGUAGGUAGUGGAAAGCUAGAUCUUUCAAAUAAAUUGGUCCUAAUGGUAUCUUUUUCUCUCUGAUUUCUGGGUUAUAGUAGGGUGCUAGAUAACAGUGAUAUGCUGCGAUUUUAUGUAUGCGAGUUGCUCUCCGAGUUCAUUGAUCUUCCUGUUACAGAGACAGGGCCACACAAGAGUGAAAGAAGAAGAAGAUAUUGUCCAAAGAUUUCAAAUGGAUCUCAUUGCUCAGAGGAUAAUGGCUGUGAGAAGUAUGACACUUCUGAUAUACAGCAGGAUGCAUCUGCUGCGCUUCUAGAGCCUUCUGCAGAUGGUGUGCUGGAUAAUGAUGACAGCAGACCGUUAAAGAAAGCAAAAUCUGUUGAUGAUGAUGAGAUUGAUUCUUCCAAAGACGUAAAUAAUGGUACAAGCCUCUCCAUUAAAGGUUUAGUGAACGUAUGCACAGAAGAGGGGUCCCAUCUUACAAGGGAUUGCCUGCCUCCUGAAACCGAUGCCAGCUUAAAGUUACAGCCUCGUGAGAGAAAACUUAUCGAUUUCAGCAAGUUGUACUGA
Messenger RNA from Beta vulgaris subsp. vulgaris (sugar beet), 573 nucleotides. RefSeq lists its product as uncharacterized. The coding region runs from base 124 to 573 and encodes 149 amino acids. The record is from RefSeq and is a predicted model, not a curated record. NCBI's taxonomy places the organism in Eukaryota, Viridiplantae, Streptophyta, Magnoliopsida, Caryophyllales, Amaranthaceae. The transcript has 2 exons.